Messenger RNA from Plasmodium malariae, 702 nucleotides. It is a transcript of the gene BUD32, whose product is annotated as EKC/KEOPS complex subunit BUD32, putative. Gene Ontology annotation, molecular function: protein serine/threonine kinase activity; ATP binding. The transcript is spliced from 5 exons. Bases 1 to 702 code for a protein of 233 amino acids. Gene Ontology annotation, cellular component: cytosol; nucleus; EKC/KEOPS complex. NCBI's taxonomy places the organism in Eukaryota, Apicomplexa, Aconoidasida, Haemosporida, Plasmodiidae. The record is from RefSeq and is a predicted model, not a curated record. Gene Ontology annotation, biological process: protein phosphorylation.
AUGGAUUUUUCUCUAAUAUCAUCAGGAUCCGAUGCUAGAAUAUAUAAAGGCGAUUUCAUAGGAAAAGAAACAGUUAAGAAAGUAAUUUAUAGAAAAUAUUAUAGACAUAAAAAAAUAGAUGCGAAGAUAAGAAAAUUACGAGUUUCAAAUGAAAUAAAAUUUACGAAAAAGUUAGCAAGCUUAAAUAUUGACGUCCCAUUUCUUUAUUUCGUUGACGUGAAGGAAAAAAGUUUAUACUUUGAAUAUAUUAAAGGCUGUACAAUUAACUACAUCUUCAAGAAUAUAGAAGAAUAUGAACCAAAUAUCUCUAAAGCAGUUGGCAUAAUUUUAGCAAAAAUACAUAAUGGAAAUAUAAUACAUGGCGAUUUUACUACAUCUAAUUUAAUAUUAAGAAAUUCUUACAUUGAAAAAAACAAAAUUUAUGAUUACUCUAGUAAUUCCUUAUACCAUCUGAAUGACGUAGAUUCUAUAAAACUGUGUGUUAUUGAUUUUGGACUUUCCUUCAUAUCAGCCAUUGUAGAAGAUAAGGCUGUUGAUUUGUUCGUCCUCUUAAAAGCUAUUAAAAGUUUUCAUAGUGAGUUCUCACAACUGGAAGAAGACAUUCUUUCGGGAUAUAAAAUGAUGUCAAACAAUUUCGACGAAAUUAGAAAAAAGCUAGAAAUAGUUAAACAGCGCGGACGAAAGAGACCAAUGGUGGGAUAG